GGUGUGAACACCUGUCCUGUGUGUCUGGAUGGUCUGGCUCAGAAGGAUCCUGUCAAAAUGCCUUGUGGUCACGUAAUUUGCCUUGCUUGCAUCACUAGCUGGAUUGAAAGGGAGAGAAAAUGUCCGUGCUGCAAGAGAGACGUACCGGAUGAUUUCAAGAUCUUACCCACCAAACUUGUAAGGAAAGCUGUUCGAGAGCACUUCGAUUUCCGUCGUCGGUGCAACUCCUUCUUCAUGGAGCUUGUCUCAUUGUUCUGUUUUGGCACAAAGGACGAUGAAGGUGUUAUGGAUCCUGAACUGUUUAAAAUGUUCAUGAGUUAUGUGAUAGAAGCCAGUUCAAAGACUAAGGAUUUUUCUCCUUUUCCGGAACAUGGCAUUGAUGCAACACCUGUAGUUAGAUCGUUUCUGCUACAACAACUCCUGAGAGCAGGUGACAAGGAAGUAAAAGAGCAUUUAACACACUACUUGGCCAGCGCUCGAGAGCUUAGACCAGAAACAGGUCAUUUGUUACAAGUCUGUCAACUUUUUGUGCACUGUUGGGAGGUGAGCUUUGGAAUUACAAUUUAUUUGAAAUACGCAGUACUGCUAUUGUUUACGGAACAGUCUCUUUAUUCAGCACUCGCCUUUGAUCUAGUUCUGACCCACAAGAGAUUCAGUACUCUAUUUAUCCUUUAG
Pocillopora damicornis (cauliflower coral) is the source of this 675-nucleotide messenger RNA. RefSeq names its product E3 ubiquitin-protein ligase rnf213-alpha. Gene Ontology annotation, molecular function: ATP binding; ATP hydrolysis activity; ubiquitin-protein transferase activity. The record is from RefSeq and is a predicted model, not a curated record. Lineage: Eukaryota; Metazoa; Cnidaria; Anthozoa; Scleractinia; Pocilloporidae.